Penicillium alfredii is the source of this 447-nucleotide messenger RNA. RefSeq lists its product as uncharacterized. The transcript has a single exon. Lineage: Eukaryota; Fungi; Ascomycota; Eurotiomycetes; Eurotiales; Aspergillaceae. The record is from RefSeq and is a predicted model, not a curated record. Bases 1 to 447 code for a protein of 148 amino acids.
AUGAUAACUACUCACAGUUUUGAGGGAAUUGAGGUUGCUGGAGGAAAUGCGCCUGCGCGGGAUUCAGAUGGGAUAGAGCAUGAGCAUUCGGUACCGGGCCCCCAGGACCAGCCGUCCCAGGAGGCAUCCCACCCAUCAUCGGACCCGCUUGGCUUACUUGAGGCCCUCCUGGUGCAGAGACACCAGGAUGCAUUUGUUGUACCAUUCCAGGCCCAGGGUGUCCGGCGUUCGGGUGUUGACCGGGCAUUGGGUGACCCGGGGCCAUACCCGGCUGCGGGAUGCCUUGGUGGGCGGGAAACGGUUGCGCCAUCAUCAUUGCUGAGCGGCAAAGUCACCACAAGACGGGAGACCUCCAGAAAAAUCUUGGCCGCGACGCCUAGGGGGAGGCGACCGGGUGGUGAACGACGAGGAGCGCGCCUUGGGGGUUGCGAGAACAGCCGCUUUUAG